This is a messenger RNA of Haliotis rufescens (red abalone), 10692 nucleotides long. RefSeq names its product extensin-like. The transcript is spliced from 3 exons. The coding region runs from base 4078 to 5622 and encodes 514 amino acids. The record is from RefSeq and is a predicted model, not a curated record. Lineage: Eukaryota; Metazoa; Mollusca; Gastropoda; Lepetellida; Haliotidae.
CUGUACUAUCUACCAUCUAACUGUUCUUCUCACUAUUAUCCUACUCUCUUCUGUCCUGUACUAUCUACCAUCUAACUGUUCUUCUCUCUAUUAUCCUACUCUCUUCUGUCCUGUACUAUCUACCAUCCUAAUGUUCUUCUUUCUAGUAUCCUACUCUUUCCUGUCCUGUACUAUCUACUAAUGUUACUGUUCUCCUCUCUUCUAUCUUAAUCUGUCCUGUCCUGUCCUGUACUAUCUACCAUCUUACUGUCCUUCUCUCUAUUAUCCUACUCUAUCCUGGUCUGUACUAUCUACCAUCCUAAUGUUCUUCUUUCUACUAUCCCUAUCCCUCCUGUCCUCUACAAUCUACCAUCUUACUUUUCUGCUCUCUACUAUCCUACUCUCUCCUGUCAUCUACAAUCUACCAUCUUACUGUUCUCCUCUCUACUAUCAUAAUCCCUCCUGUCCUGUACUAUCUACCAUCUUACUGUUCUUCUUUCUAAUAUCCUACUCUUUCCUAUCCUGUACUAUCUACCAUCUUACUGUUCUCCUCUCUACUAUCCUACUGUAUCCUGUUCUGUACUAUCUACCAUCCUACUGUUCUCCUCUCUACUAUCUUAAUCUGUCCUGUCCUUUACUAUCUACCAUCUUACUGUUCUUCUCUCCACUACUGUCCUACUCUAUCCUGUUCUGUACUAUCUACCAUCUUACUGUUCUCCUCUCUACUAUCUUAAUCUGUCCUGUCCUUUACUAUCUACCAUCUUACUGUUCUUCUCUCUAUCAUCCUACUCUCUCCUGUCCUGCACUAUACACCAUCUUACUGUUCUUCUCUCUAUUAUCCUACUCUCUCCUGUCCUGUACUAUCUACCAUCGAAAUGGUCUUCUUUCUAUGAUCCUUAUCCCUCCUGUCCUCUACAAUCUACCAUCUUACUGUUCUCCUCUCUACUAUCUUAAUCUGUCCUGUCCUGUACUAUCUACCAUCUCACCGUCCUUCUCUCUACUAUCCUACUCUAUCCUGUCCUGUAAUAUCUCCCAUCUAACUCUUCUCCUCUCUGCUAUCCUAAUAUGUCCUGUCAUGUACUAUCUGCCAUUUUAAUGUGCUUCUCUCUUCUAUCUUUAUCUCUCCUGUCCUGUACUUUCUACCAUCUCAAUUUUUUCUCUACUAUCCUACUCUCUCCUGUCCUGUACUAUCUUGAAUCAAACUGUUCUUCUCUCUACUAUCCUACUCUUCCCUGUCCUGUACUAUUUCAUAUCUUACUGUUCUUCUCUCUUCUUUCCUACUUUCUCCUGUCCUGUACUAUCUUGUAUCAACCUGUUUUUCUCUCUACUAUCCUACUCUUUCCUGUCCUGUUCUAUUUCCCAUCUUACUGUUCUUCUCUCUGCUAUCUUUAUCUCUCCUGUCAUGUACUUUCUACCAUCUCACAGUUUUCUCUACUAUGCUACCCUCUCCUGUCCUGUACUAUCUUGUAUCAAACUGAUCUUCUCUCUACUAUCCUACUCUUUCCUGUCCUGUACCAUGUACAAUCUUACUGUUCCUCUCUCUACUAUCCUAAUCUCUCCUGCUUUGUAUAAUCUUGUAUCAAACAGUUCUUCUCUCUACUUUUCUACUCUUUCCUGUCCUGUACUCUCUAUCUUGUCCAUACCGUUCUUCUCUCUAAAACUAUCCUACUCUUUCCUGUCCUGUACUAUCUACCAUCCUACUGUUCUUCUCUCUACUAUCCUUAUCCCUCCUGUCCUCUACUAUCUACCAUCUCACCGUUCAUAUCUCUACUAUCCUGCUGUCUAAUGUCCUGUACUGUCUAACCUUUUACUGUUUUUCUCUCUACUAUCCUACUUUUUCCUGACUUGUACUAUCUUGUUUCAAACUUUUUUUUCUCUCCUAUCCUUCUCUCUCCUGUCCUGUACUAUCUACCAUCUUACUGUUGCUUUCUCUUCUACCCUACUCUCUCCUGUCCUGUACUAUCUUAGUGUUCUUUGUGCUAUCUUUAGGGCCUGUACUAUAUACUAGUACUAUGUACUAUAAGUGCAUGUUAAGAGUGGAAAGGGACGGCUGCGGGGGGAGGUUGGAGGCCGUUUAUUUGGGAUGUAACUGGAAUACAUGUUUUUGCUUCCUAAUAAAAUAUCACUUUGCAGUCUAAGUAAUACUUAUGUUUUAUUUUGAAUUGUGUUGUUAGUUAAAGCAGAGGAACAAUUUGAGUGAAAGAGCAUUGCUAAACAUCGCAUAAGUGACUCAACAACCAAUUUUGGGUAAUUAACAUCAUUGUCUAGGUGAUGUCAUUCAGUGUAUGUGAAUGUGUAUGUGUAUUCAUUAGUGACCAAGGUUGUAAAUGGACGAUCAGCAUGUAUCUUCAAUGUCUCAAAAAUAAUUCUUGAUGAGAGCAAUCUAGCUUGAACCAUAAAUGGUUACAAUAAGUUCUCAUUAAUGAUAUUAAGAGAACGUAUGAGUAGUUGCAUGUAUUGCUGUAUCUGAGUGUAAGUUACGUGACACAGGCGUCAGCAGUGAGUUAAACAUUUAUGUCACACUGGCAAUAAUGUUGCAGUGUAGUGAUAGGAGGCAACAUACGAUAUGUGACUGUAUUCUGACAUCUGUUAUUUUCAUACAAAAGAUCAGAAACGUUUCAGUUUGACUAUCAACGUGAGAAAGGAUACCUCUGAGGGGAGUAAAACACACUCGGUAAGAUGUGUGUGAGUACCUGUAUCAUUCUCCAAACCAUUAGACAGAUUUAGUGGCAUUGUCUAGCCUCAGUUGGCCUCUGAGUGUAGCAGCAUUAUAAUGGAACAUGUUAUGGUGAACAUGCCAGAGGGUGAGUGAUUGAAGUAAUGAGAAACACAGCUGUAUCGUGGCGUCAUUAAAGGUAAUCCAGUCUGGACCAGACAAACCAGAAUGAAACACAACUAACCAAUUCACAGCUGGUCCUCCAUCAAGUAGUAUUCAUAUCCAGCAGCUUCUACACAUCCUGAGGCAAGCAUGGAUGACUGGUAAAUUGUUCUAAUCUGGCCACAAAAGAUGGGUCACUUUAAUGAGCACUGAUCAAAUGCUGAUGUAAGAUGUGUGUCACAGCUUAUCCUCCAUCAAGUAAUAUUCACACCCAGCAGAUAUUGUCAUCAACAAUUUCUUAAGGGAGACAUGGUAACUGGUGAACUGUUCUAAUCUGGCCACAAAAGAUGGGUCACUCUGAUGAGCACUGAUUAUAAGCUGAUAUAAGAUGUGUGUCACAGCUUAUCCUCCAUCAAGUAAUAUUCACACCCAGCAGAUAUUGUCAUCAACAAUUUCUUGAGGGAGACACGGUAACUGGUAAACUGUUCUAAUCUGGCCACAAAAGAUAGGUCACUCUGAUUAGCACUGAUCGUAAGCUGAUAUAAGAUGUGUAACACAGCUUAUCCUCCAUCAAGUAAUAUUCACACCCAGCAGAUAUUGCCAUCAACAAUUUCUUGAGGGAGACACGGGUAACUGGUAAACGGUUCUAAUCUGGCAACAAAAGAUGGUUCACCCUGAUGAGCACUGAUCAUAAGCAGAUGUAAUAUGCAUGUAACAACUGGUCCUCCUUCAAGUAAUAUUCAUUCCCAGCGGAUAUAUAUAUACGUUCUAAACACAAACAAGGAUGACUGAUAAACGUAUCUUACACACAGUAGGUGGGUGUCUCUGAUGAGCACUGACCACACAUGCAUAAUGUAGUAAGAUUUGAUGUAUUGUUUCACAUGGCUGGGGAACAGUUUCGCCUGAUAUAGAUGUCCUUGUGGCAUUGUCAAAGCUUAGUUACAGUUAUUGUAUUUGCUAGAGGUUUUCUGUCACAUAUCAAGAGGGUUUGUCAUAUGAAAAUAUUAUAAUUCUCAAACACAGCCACCACACAUAACGAUGUGGCAUUUCCAUAGCUUCUUGCAGUCACACAGGAUUCACUGUAAUCGGUAUCCUAGCCAUAUUGCAUGUAGUAAGGGACACCUUUGACAGUGUACGUAAUAACUUGUCAAUAUUAUUCUAGUCUAAGGGUUGGUCUGUGACCAAUUGUCCGUAACGGCUUUUGUCCUGUUAUCUGACUUCCCUUCCCCGCUUCUACUCACAGCUCCACAUUUUCAACAACAUUCCCCUUUCCUGUUCUGAUGUCCCCAUUACAAAUGUACUUCCCUCAACUUUGCCUUCUCCAGUGUCCCCCUUUUCCCGACCUGCCCCUACCUCCAGCCUACCAAUGUACAUCCAACAUCAGCUCCUCCGAUAUCCUUCAUUUCACCACCUGCCCCUACCUCCAGCCAACCUAUGUACUUCCCCUCUCCUCCUCCAAUGUCCUCCAUUUCGCCACCUGCCCCUACCUCCGUCCUACCAAUUUAUUUCCCUUUAUCUCCCUCCUCCAAUGUCCUCCAUUUCCCCACCUGCUCUACCUCCAGCCACCCUAUGUACUUCCCUUCACCUCUCCUCCUCCAAUGUCCUCCAUUUCGCCACCUGCCCCUACCUCCGUCCUACCAAUUUAUUUCCUUUCACUUCCCUCCUCCAAUGUCCUCCAUUUCCCCUUCCCCUACCUCCAGCCUACCAAUAUACUUCCCUUCAUCUCCCCUCCUCCAAUGUCCUCCAUUUCACCACCUGCCCCUACCUCCAGCCAACCUAUGUACUUCCCCUCUCCUCCUCCAAUGUCCUCCAUUUCACCACCUGCUCCUACCUCCAGCCAACCUAUGUACUUCCCUUCACCUCUCCUCCUCCAAUGUCCUCCAUUUCACCACCUGCCCCUACCUCCAGCCAACCUACGUACUUCCCUUCACCUCUCCUCCUCCAAUGUCCUCCAUUUCGCCACCUGCCCCUACCUCCAGCCAACCUAUGUACUUCCCUUCACCUCUCCUCCUCCAAUGUCCUCCAUUUCGCCACCUGCCCCUACCUCCGUCCUACCAAUUUAUUUCUCUUCACCUCCCUCCUUCAAUGUCCUCCAUUUCGCCACCUGCCCCUACCUCCGUCCUACCAAUUUAUUUCUCUUCACCUCCCUCCUCCAAUGUCCUCCAUUUCGCCACCUGCCCCUACCUCCGUCCUACCAAAUUAUUUCCCUUCAUCUCCCUCCUCCAAUGUCCUCCAUUUCCCCACCUGCUCUACCUCCAGCCACCCUCUGUACUUCCCUUCACCUCUCCUCCUCCAAUGGCCUCCAUUUCGCCACCUGCCCCUACCUCCAGCCAACCUAUGUACUUCCCCUCUCCUCCUCCAAUGUCCUCCAUUUCACCACCUGCUCCUACCUCCAGCCAACCUAUGUACUUCCCUUCACCUCUCCUCCUCCAAUGUCCUCCAUUUCACCACCUGCCCCUACCUCCAGCCAACCUACGUACUUCCCUUCACCUCUCCUCCUCCAAUGUCCUCCAUUUCGCCACCUGCCCCUACCUCCAGCCAACCUAUGUACUUCCCUUCACCUCUCCUCCUCCAAUGUCCUCCAUUUCGCCACCUGCCCCUACCUCCGUCCUACCAAUUUAUUUCCCUUCACCUUUCUCCUCCAAUGUCCUCCAUUCCCCCACCUGCUCUACCUCCAGCCUACCAAUAUACUUCCCUUCACCUCCCCUCCUCCAAUGUCCUCCAUUCCCCCACCUGCCCCUACUUCCGGCCUACCAAUAUACUUCCCUUCACCUCUCCUCCUCUUAUGUCCUCCAUUUCUCCACAUACCCGUACCUCCGUCCUAACAUGUACUUUCCUUAACCUCUUCCUCCAUUGUCCUUAAUUUCCCCAUUUGCCCCUAUCUCCGGCCUACCAAUGUGCUUUCCUUCACCUCUCCUCCUCCAAUGUCCACUGAUCACAAGCUGAUGUAAGAUAACUGGUAAACUGUUCUUAUCUGGCCACAUAAAAUGAUGAGCACUGAUCAAAAGUUGAUAGAAGAUGUGUGUCACAGCUUAUCCUCCAUCAAGCAAUAUUCACACCCAGCAGAUAUUGUCACCAACAAUUUCUGAGACAAACAUGGAUGACUGGUAAGCUUGUCUUACCUGGAUAUAGAAGGUGGGUAUCUCUGAUGAGCACUGAUCACCCAUGCAUUGAUAUAGCAAGAUUUGAUGAAACACUAUAACCAGCAGCUUCUAUGACCAACACAUCCUGAGGCAAACAUGGGUGACUGGUAAAUUGUUCUAAUCUGGCCACAAAUGAUGGUUCACCCUGAUGAACACUGAUCAAAAGCUGAUAUAAUAUGUGUGUCACAGCUUAUCCUCCAUCAAGCAAUAUUCACACCCAGCAGAUAUUGUCACCAAUAAUUUCUAAGACAAACAUGGAUGACUGGUAAGCUUGUCUUACCUGGAUAUAGUAGGUAGGUAUCUCUGAUGAGCACUGAUCACACAUGCAUUAAUAUAGCAAGAUUUGAUGUAUUGUUUCAGGUCAUGUACUUCUUCUGAGCACCAUAUGGUUGGGAAACACCUUUACCUGAUAUAGAUGUACUUUUGAAUUGUCAAAGUUAAAUUUCAGUUCUUGUAUUUGUCAUAGGCUUUCUUUUAAGAGAACGUGUAACAUGAAGACUAUGAAACUUUGUUUCUAUUUUCUAACAUGAGAUCCAAACUAUUUUGUUUUAUGAGAUCUUUCUGUAAUCAUCUGAUAGGAAUAUUAUCAUUACCAAACACAAUGGCCGUAUAUAGCGAUGUGACAUUUACAUAGCUUCGUGCAUUCCUCGACGUAAAAGCAAGACAGAAACUGAAAACUGAGUAUGGUUUUACACAGCAGUUAGCAGUAUACUAGCCAUAUCACGUGUUGUCAGAUACACCUGUGACAGAGUGCAACAUUUGCUGUUGUCUAAGAGUCGAUGGUCGAUUACAAUGUGCCAGAUCAAUUGUCCAUAUUAGUUUCCUCGCCUGUCCCUACCUCCAUCCUUUAACUGUACGUUACUUCCCCUCUCCUGCUGCCAUGUCCCCAGUUUCCCAAAGUGCCUCUACUUCCGUCCUCCCACUUAACUUCACUUCCCCUCUCCUGCUCCCUUGUCCCCAAUUUCCCCACCUGCCCCCCUCCCUCCGUAAUCCCACUGUACUUCACUUCCCAUUUCCCACUCCCAUGUCCCCAAUUUCUCCAACUGCACCUCCCUCCAUCCUCCCACUGUACUUCACUUCCCCUCUGCUGCUCCCAUGUCCCCAAUUUCCCCACCUGCCCCGCUAACUCCGACCUCCCACUGUACUUCACGUCCCCUCCCUUGCUCCCGUGUCCCUAAUUUCCUCGCCUGCCCCUACCACCGUUCACCCACUGUACUUCACUUCCCCUCUCCUGCUCCGUUGUUCCUUAUUUCACCACCUGUCCCUACCUCCAUCCUCCCACUGUACUUAGCUUCCCCUCUCCUACUCCCAUGUCCUUGAUUUCCUCGCCUGCCCCUACCUCCAUCCUCCCACUGUACUUCACUUCCACUUUCCUGCUCCCAUGUCCCAAUUUCCCCACGUGCCCCUUCCUCCGUCCUCCCACUCUACUUCACUUCCCCUCUCCUGCUCCCGUGUCCCCUAUUUCCCCACCUGCCCCUACUUCCGUUCUGUACUUCACUUCCCCUCUCCUGCUCCUAUGUCCCCAUUUACUUCGCCUGCCCCUUCCUCCGUCCUCCAACUGUACUUCACAUCCCCUUUCCUAAUCCCAUGUCCCCAAUUCCCUCGCCUGCGCCUACCUCCGCCUUCCCACUGUACUUCACUUCCCCUCUCCACCUCCCAUGUCCGAAAUUUCCUCGCCUGUCCCUACCUCCGUUCACCAACUGUACUUAACAUCCCCUCUCCUUCUCCCAUGUCCCUGAUUUCCUCCCUUGCCCCUACAUCCGUCCUCCCACUGUACUACACUUCACCUCUCCUGCUCGCAUGUCCCUGAUUUCCUCACCUGACCCUACCUCUGUUCUCUCACUGUACUUCACUUCCCCUCUCCUGCUCCCAUGUCCCUGAUUUCCCCACCGGACCCUACCUCCGUUCUCUCACUGUACUUCACUUCCCCUCUCCUGCUCGCAUGUCCCUGAUUUCCUCACCUGACCCUACCUAUGUUCUCUCACUGUACUUCACUUCCCCUCUCCUGCUCCCUUUUCCCUGAUUUCCUCGCCUGCUCCUACCUCGGUCCUCCCACUGUACCUUACCCCCCCCUCUCCUGCUCCAAUGUCCCCAAUUUCCAAGCCUGUCCCUACCUCCAUCCUCCCACUGUUCUUCACUUCCUCUCUCCUGCACCCAUGUCCCCAGUUCCCAUUCCUGCCCCUACCUCCAUCCUCCCACUGUACUUCACUUCCUCUAUCCUGCUUCCAUGUCCCUGAUUUCCUCGUCUGCCUCUACCUCCGUCCCCCUACUGCUCUUCACUUCCCCUCUCCUGCACCUAUGUCCCCAAUUCCGACGCCUGCCCCUACCCCCAUCCUCCCACUGCACUUCCCUACGCCAAACUACUAUAGUUGCCUUCCCCUCUUCUGCGCCUUUUGCUGCCCCCAUGUCACCAUCUGCCCCUGUCUCCGUUGUAUAAUUACAGUUCCUUUCCGCCUAAAACCGUCAAGCUGAUAACCUCGACAUAUCCAUCCGGCCUUCUAUUGGGGCUCUUUAGCCCUCUCCUUCUCCGAUAUCCCCACCUGCCCCUACCGCUGUCCUACCACUAUUCGUCCAUACCAAUUUCCUGCUCUCAUGUCUCCCAUUUCUUCACGUGUCCGUGACCCUGUCUUCGCCCGACCACUAUACUCCAUUUCCCCUCUCUUGCACCCAUGUUCCCCAUAUCCCCACCUGACCCAGCCUCUAUUCUACAGUUAUACCCACCUUCCUCUCUCCUACUCCGAUGGCCCUCAUUUCCCCACCUACCGUUACCACAUCUUAUCAAUGUAUUUCUCGUCACCUUUCCUACCCCUAUGUUGCCAAUUUUCCAGAUUUCCAACACAUACCUCAGUCCUUUCAUUGAAGUUCUCUUCCCCUCUCCUGCCCUCAUGCUCCCAUUUCGUCACGUGCUUCUACCGCCGUCCUAUCAUUUAUCUUCCCAUAAUCCCUCUACCUCUCUCUAUCUCUCUCUCUCUACACAAACACAUCCACUCUCCUGCUUCCAUGUCCCUGAUUUACUCGCCCCCUUCUUCCUCCGUCCUCCCACUGUACUUCUCUUCCCCUCUCCUAUUCGCAUGUCCCUGAUUUCCCUACCUUACGCUACCUCGGUCUUCCCACUGUACUUUACUCCCCCUCUCCUGCUCCCCAUUUCCCUGAUUUCUUUGCCUGCCUUUACCUCCGUCACACAUACCUCAGUCCUAGCACUGAAGUUCUCUUCCCGUCUCCUGCCCUCAUGCUCCUCCCAUUUCGUCACGUGCUUCUACCGCCGUCCUAUCAUUAAUCUACCAAUAAUCCCUCUCUCUCUCAUGAAACGCUACGGCACCUUAUUGGAAACAUAGCUUUUCAAGGGUUCCAAGUACGUGUGUGAAUCAAUUAAAGCGCUCAUAAAAUCUUCAUUCAGGAAGGGUAACUCUUUUUAUAUACAUUAAACUCUCCCGGAGUAGCUUCCCUUGGAAUGACAUUCGCAUUUCAACGAAAACUAAACAAAUGACGUAGGAAGUGUUCGUGUGGAUAUAUCUAUGUUUACACAAUAUAGAGACGGAAGUGCAAGUUAUGCAUAAAGUCGACGCAUGCGUGCCUUUGCCGAGAGUAGCGGCGUCAUGACAACAGUUAGCCCUUCCUGUGUGUCCGCCAUUUUGAGAGAUAUCACUGGAAGUAUUUGCAGUUUUAUCGUGCAAAAUACAACUCGAAAAGUGUAUACAACUUGAAGAAGUGGAAAAAACAAUGAAUCCUACUACGGCAGUGCCUGUGACCCGCUUGCCCUCCGGGUUGCCGACAGUGGUGAUGGGAGAUGGGACCAGAUGUCUGGUAGAUCACAACACUAUCUGGAUACCAGCUGGUAAUCCUGUUUACUUCUCCCUGGGUGCUGGUUACCCACAGCCCAAACUCCUGCAGCCUGGAGUUCAAUCAUCUGUGACUGGUAUCCCCCUUACUCCUGCAGUCCAGGCACCAUCUUGCAGUGGACGUAGGGAGAUGAUGCCUGUCAGCCAGCCGCCUGUCAGCCUGCCCAGUUCAGUGCUAGACCUGGAGCUGAUGAGACCAGAGGAAAAAGAGGAAACCCACUGCUGAGCCCAGCAAGGAGUCCCUGCCCUCACGCAAGAGGAAGUGCCCAGUUGACAACAGCGAGGUGCCCCGAGCUGUGAAGCAGGCAAGACUGGAGGAGCCCCAGGACACUCUGGAGGACCUGGAAGCUCUCCUGGCUGAGUACAGCUCCAGUCUCUCAUCUGGCACCAGGGACUUCUUCUAAACACUGUAAGGGGCAGGGGACAGGUAGGUAUAGAUUGGUGUAUAGUUAGGUUGAUGUUUAUACAAUUACAUUAUCUUCAACAUAUCUUUCGCUUAUUUCACUCUUUCUUUUUCUACACAUUUCCACAUUUCUACACUAUCCUCCAAUCACUGUCCAACACUACACUAUUAUGUACUGUCAAACACAACUGUACAAUGCACUAUCUUACUGUUCUUCUCUCUGCUAUCCUACUCUUUCCUGACAUCUACUAUCUUGUAUCAAUCUGUUUUUCACUCUACUAUUCUACUCUCUCCUGUCUUGUACCAUCUAAUUGUUCCCUGCACAAUCCUGUGUUUUAGGGCUUCUAGUAUAUACUACUAAGUACAAUGUACUAUAAGUGCGAUCCAGGAAGGUCCAGUGUAGAAUAGGUCUUCAGCAACCCAUGCUUGCCGUAAAAGGCAAGAGUGCUUGUUGUAAGAGGUGACUAACAUGAUUGAGUUGUCAGGCUCACUGACUUGGUUGAUGCAAGU